Messenger RNA from Epinephelus lanceolatus (giant grouper), 2217 nucleotides. The record is from RefSeq and is a predicted model, not a curated record. Lineage: Eukaryota; Metazoa; Chordata; Actinopteri; Perciformes; Serranidae.
AUGACUCUAUCAGAGAUGUCGUGGCGUUCGUCUUUCCGCUGCUCAAAGUUUCGUCAUGUUUUCGGGAAGCCGUCCACCAAGGAGCACAGCUAUGACGGGGUGCCAAUCACACGCAGCGUCCACGACAACCACUACUGCUCAGCAAAUCCCUGCUUCAUCGCCGUGGUGACCGAGUGCGCCGGGGGCGGGUCCUUUUUAGUCCUGCCCAUUCAUCAUACAGGCAGGGUGGACCCUCAGCACCCGAGGGUGUGCGGUCACAGUGGGAGGGUCCUGGACGUCAAGUGGAACCCGUUUGACGAUCACUGCAUCGCCUCGUGCUCAGAGGACUGCACCGUGAAAAUCUGGGACAUCCCAGUCUGUGGCGUCCAACAGAACCUCACUAAGGCCAGGAAGACUCUGAUUGGUCACUCCAGGAGGGUGGCGCUGAUUGAGUGGCAUCCGACCGCUGAGAACCUGCUGCUUAGCUCCGCCUACGACUACAAGGUCCUCCUCUGGGAUGUGUCCCAGGUAGGCACAGUGCUCAGGUACCCGGUCCGCGUGGUCCUGAUGCCCAUCUACCACCGCUACCCGUCUGAUGCACUGCUGCUGUCUGUCAGCUUCAACAGUGAUGGCAGCAGGCUGGCGGUCACGUCCAAAGACAGGCGGGUUCGAGUCCUGGACCCACGGACAGGAAGGAUCCUACAGGUGUCCAACAGCAAGUCCCACAGGGCCAGUAAGGUUUUAUACAUCGGAGGGUUGAAGAUGCUUCUGUCCACUGGCAGCUCACCCUGGAACCACAGACAGAUUGUCCUGUGGGACCCUGACGACUUAUCUGAGCCACUGUAUGAAGAAGAUUUGGACGGUUCUGCAGGAGUCCUCUUCCCGUUUUACGAUCCAGACACACACAUGCUCUACUUGGCUGGGAAGGGUGACGGGAACAUCCGGUACUACGAGCUGAGCACUGAGAAACCUUACAUCAACUUCUUGACGGAGUACAGGUCCCUGCUGCCACAGAAAGGACUCGGGGUGAUGCCAAAGCGCGGCCUGGACGUCAGUGCCUGUGAGGUUUUCAGAUUUUACCGUCUGAUCGCCAUCAAAGACCUGGUGGAGCCGCUGUCAAUGAUCGUACCACGAAAAGAGUCAGGUAUUUUCCAAGAGGAUCUGUACCCAAUGACAGCUGGAAACCAGGCGGCCAUGACGGCUCAGGAGUGGCUGUUGGGGAUGAACAGAAGCCCAGUGCUGAUGUCCCUGAAGCCUGAGAGUCAAGUAGCCAACCCUUACCCAGAAACCCCUGCUGAGAAGGGGCUAGUGAGGCAGCUGAGCUCCCUGAGGUUCCAGAUGGGUCCGGCUGUCGGUGCAGUGACUGGGACACAUCUGCACUUUAUCGAAGAGGCCUUCCUUGAGGAGCAGCUGUCCUACCAGGACGCCAAAUACCCAAGAGAGGUGAGCGAUCUGUCGGGGUGGCAGCCAGAUGAGACCCAGAUCCCUCUGUGGACGUACUGCUGCACGCCACACUGCUGUGAACCUGCAGAGAGGCCGCCGCCUACGACCGAGAGCGAGCUCCUGCAGGCGUUUUACAGACAGCAAGACGAGAUCAGAGGCCUGAGAGAACAACUGAAUGAGAAAGACGUGAGGAUCGCACAGCUGGAGCGCGACAUCAAAAACACCAGAAACAACAUGAGGGCGACCUUCUGAUUCAACCCGUCAACUCUCACGCUGCUGUUUUAACACAAACUCCUCAACGUCUCCGACCAGUAAAGGAAACGCCGCUGACAUCUUCACAUCGCUAUGGACCCAGGUGUCCAGAAGUACUCUGAUCAGAUAUCGACCAUCGGAUUGGAUCAAAUCUCAAAAAUGGGUUCAGAGGAAAAGAAAAGGAUUCUGAAAUCAGAUUAGAUGUAAUCCAGUCUCUGUUCUGAUCUGGAUUGAACCUUCAGUAUAUGUUGUUAAAAACUCUUUAGUGGGAUUGGGAUACCUUUGAUCAGGAUAAUCCAAAAUUGAUCUUUGUUUCAUUCUCUUUAGUGGCACAGAUUGUGACAAGCAGUAGUUGAUGUGUACUUGUUGGCAGACUAAGACUUGAAACCAGACUUGUGAAUUUAUUUGUAUCAGACACCCAGGUUGUGCUACUGCAGAUGCAACUGUAACGUACAUUUAUUACUUUAUCUAGUCACAACAACACAGUCAAACACAGUCUGAUAGCAUCAACCUGCUGUUUCUGUCUCCUAAUAAAAACACAUA